CACUGCACACCGCUGCAUUCUGUCUUUUGUCAAUUCCCAUAAAAAUGUCACUCCUGCAACGAUUUUCCCGGACAACGAUUUCCUCCAUUCGUUCAUUCAGCACAGCACGCCCUUUAUUUAACGAAGCAACUACCAGCACAAAUGCUACUUCCAAAGGCUUGAACCAAUUCUUUGAGAAUGGUGAAGCUCUCCCAAAACAAAUUUGGACUGGACGCGCAUGGAAGGCUAGUGAAUUACGCUUAAAGUCAUUUGACGAUUUGCACAAGCUGUGGUACGUGCUUCUCAAGGAACGAAACGUAUUGGCAACACAGCGUGAAGAAGCAAAGAGAAUGGGUAUCAACAAGCAGAUUUGGACAAACGCCGGUCGUUUGAAGAAGUGCCAGAAAUCGAUGGCACGCAUCAAGUUUGUAUUGAACGAACGACAACACGAAUACGAAAAACUUUUGGCCGAAAAGCCGGCUUCUUCGUAAUGGAUCGAAACAAAAGACGACAGCACACAAUACGCAUUUAUUAAAGCUUUCGAAAAACGAACCCCUCAACACCCUCUUCACUCGCAUAUCUCUUUUAAUUUUUUUCCAUCUUGUAUGAUCGUCACUAGCGAAAACAAUAUGUGGAUUAGGAAGAGUGGCUCAGGUUUUUUUUGUGAAUAAAGAAGUUACUACUAGAAUAUUGUAUACACUAAUUAUUUGAAUUUUUUGGAUAUAUGUAAAGUAAUGAUUUGAUUAUGGGGUCGUAAAGAGAUACUACCACCAUGUCAUAGCGUGAAUGGUCGGCGCAUGAAAAUGCUGAAAGUUGGCUCGUGUACGACUUGAACACCA
This is a messenger RNA of Zychaea mexicana, 818 nucleotides long. RefSeq names its product mitochondrial 39-S ribosomal protein L47 (MRP-L47)-domain-containing protein. Gene Ontology annotation, biological process: mitochondrial translation. Gene Ontology annotation, cellular component: mitochondrial ribosome; mitochondrial large ribosomal subunit. The record is from RefSeq and is a predicted model, not a curated record. NCBI's taxonomy places the organism in Eukaryota, Fungi, Mucoromycota, Mucoromycetes, Mucorales, Lichtheimiaceae. The transcript has 3 exons. The coding region runs from base 45 to 470 and encodes 141 amino acids. Gene Ontology annotation, molecular function: structural constituent of ribosome.